This is a messenger RNA of Cladocopium goreaui, 1822 nucleotides long. The record is from the annotation of a GenBank genome assembly. NCBI's taxonomy places the organism in Eukaryota, Dinophyceae, Suessiales, Symbiodiniaceae.
GCACUAUCUUCUGCUGAACCAGGGCACCUUUGACUUGUGGCACUUGUCCGGCCUGCAGACCAGCUUCGUGUCCAACGUUUCACUUGGCCUCACCAAGAAAGUGGAUGUCAAUUGGCAAGUCUAUACGCACUACUCGGGAAGUAAAUCAUUCACGAAGGCCAUCUUGGUGGUUGACAAGUCCGGUGGCCACUUGCGACAGAUGGCAGAGUUAACCUCCAAGGAUUGCCAGUGGCGAAUCCGAAUGCCUGGUAAGGAAUGGGAAGUUGUGAAGGAAUCGAAGUUGUUCUUCGUGCCAGAUGGUCUGCCAGAUGGCAAGAAAGAUUAUGUGACGGGCUUCAAGGUUGGUUUGGAGAAUCAACAUCUUAAGAUGAGCAUGAACACAGAGCAGGGCAAAACGAACAUUGCCGGAAUCUACACCACCUGCAGGCCUGCCCAUUUCCUCAAUCUCAAGUUGCACAUGAUGAGAACAAACUCGGGUGACGAGAAAUUCGUGAAGGGAGAAAUGCGAGGAUUCCAGAGGGUCAAGCCCAUCAGCGGCAAACGCCCCGUUGGACUCACCCCAGCAACCGCAUCGGCGCUGCAGCUGGACACGGAGAUGCAGUCCACGGACGAGGAGUUCUCAGUGAAACGCCGAUGGCAAGAGCUGGGCGGAAGUGAGCUGACCGCUGAGUACCUCGAGGCAGUGGAUGAAAAGGGUCCCAUCUCGCAUUUCCUGGGCACCUGUGAUGAGGAAGCAAAGCGAGAGGCUCAUGCGAUUUGCGCUAAGCACUUGGGUGCCGCCAUGGCCAAAGGCCCAGAGGCCGCGUUCUUCAACGAUUGCGUCACGGAUGUUUGCAACGGCGCCGGAGAGGUUGCCGCCGAACUGGCGGCUGAGCUGCGCGUAUCAUCUGGAUCCCCAGGUCAUGGUAUUUUUCAAGACAUGGCGAAGCAAGACUCGAAGAAAGCCAACGAGAAGCCUGGGGGCUGCGGACCUGGUGAUUUGCUACUGAUCAUUGCAGGGCCUAAGCUGAAGACGCAAGAAUCCAUGGGAAAGUUUCGACACCUCAUGGGCACAGAGUUAGGCUUGCGCAACGAAGGAUUCCGCGCCCUGUGGGUCGUGAACUUUCCUAUGUUGGAGUGGGAUGAUGAUGAGGAACGAUUCUGUGCGAAGCAUCAUCCCUUUACCUCACCUUGGACGGAGGAUAUCGACAAAAUGGUGAGCCUGGACCACAAGGACCAGAAGCUUUUGGAGGUGCGAGCCAAUGCCUAUGACAUGGUCAUCAAUGGUGUUGAGGUGGGUGGUGGUUCCGUCCGGAUUCACGACCGGUCGCUCCAAGAGAAAGUCUUUGAAGUGUUGGGAUUCAGCAAAGAGGAGGCUCUCGCUCAAUUCGGCUUUCUGAUGGGCGCUUUCGAAUACGGAGCUCCGCCCCACGCCGGCCUGGCCUUCGGCUUAGACCGCUUGUGCACCAUCAUCGGUGGCAAGGCCCGGCGGUCGGUAAAUUGUGCAUGGUGUUCUUGGCAGUGUCAUCACUUCUCUUGGUUUUGUAUCUCCACAUUGUUGUUGGAACCGCUGGAAUGCGGCACCCAGCAGACCACCAUUCGUGACUUCAUUGCCUUCCCUAAGAACAACAUGGGUGUCUUGGCGUUGGGCUGGGGCACUGCAAGAGCGAUUGGAGAUCGGUCACCAGGUCGCGACACCAUGAUCAACACCCCUGCAGCCAUCACCAGCGCGCAGCGGGGGAACCCAUCAUCUCAUGAGGACCAGCUGUCAAAGAACUUGGUCAACAGCUGUCAGCUUCUGCAUCCGGAAAGCUGGGGAAAGCUGGAAAGCAACGGCUUGUAA